Messenger RNA from Ceratitis capitata (Mediterranean fruit fly), 985 nucleotides. It is a transcript of the gene ND-30, whose product is annotated as NADH dehydrogenase [ubiquinone] iron-sulfur protein 3, mitochondrial. NCBI's taxonomy places the organism in Eukaryota, Metazoa, Arthropoda, Insecta, Diptera, Tephritidae. The coding region runs from base 82 to 882 and encodes 266 amino acids. The transcript is spliced from 4 exons. The record is from RefSeq and is a predicted model, not a curated record. Gene Ontology annotation, molecular function: NADH dehydrogenase (ubiquinone) activity.
GAACAUAUGUUGUUAUAUAAACAGCUGUCAAAAAAUUAAAAAGGUGUAAUUUCAGAAUUUUUCUUAAUCGAAAAAUUGAAAAUGGCAGCGAUUAUUAGAAGAAUAGGUUGCAGAGCAAUUGGCAAUUUAGCUUGCAAAAGUAUUGCUGCACCAUCUGCCGUUGCCAGUACACGGUUUUCUAGCUCUACCCCUGCUGCACCACCAGCGGUAGAAGACAAACCAACCUUCCGAAAGCCCAAUGAAGCGGCUCGCAUCGAUUUAAGCAACUUUGGUCGAUAUGUAGCUGAGUGCUUACCGAAAUAUGUGCAAAAAGUACAAUUAACUGCCGGUGAUGAGCUGGAAGUUUUAAUUGCACCUGAAGGUGUUGUUCCAGUCCUGCAGUUUCUGAAGGACAACCAUUUAGCACAAUUUAGCAAUUUGGUUGAUAUUGCUGGCAUGGAUGUACCUAGUAGACAAUAUCGUUUCGAGGUCAUCUACAAUCUAUUGUCGCUACGUUUCAAUUCUCGUAUACGCGUAAAGACAUAUACCGAUGAGUUGACACCCUUGGAUUCAUGCAAUGAAGUUUUCAAAGCAGCAAAUUGGUAUGAACGUGAAAUUUGGGAUAUGUAUGGUGUAUUCUUUGCGAAUCAUCCUGAUUUGAGACGCAUAUUAACUGAUUACGGUUUUGAGGGACAUCCACAGCGCCGAGAUUUUCCGUUGUCAGGUUACGUUGAGUUGCGUUAUGACGAUGAGAAAAAGCGUGUUGUCUGUGAGCCAUUAGAGCUGGCACAGGAAUUCCGUAAAUUCGAUUUGUCAGCACCAUGGGAACAAUUUCCGAAUUUCCGUAAUGCAAAUCCACCAGCAGAGACUGUUGAGACCAAGCAGGAGACAUCUAAAAAGUAAACUCUUAAUGAUGUAAUUUGAUGUUACUAAUUUCUUGCUGUGGGUUGAAGGAUUGAGUGUAUUGCAAAUUAAAAUAAGAUUUUAAAUGUUGCAUAAAGAAAAA